Molecule: messenger RNA, 6090 nt
Organism: Austrofundulus limnaeus
Lineage: Eukaryota; Metazoa; Chordata; Actinopteri; Cyprinodontiformes; Rivulidae
Gene: btbd7
Product: BTB (POZ) domain containing 7
Exons: 12
Coding region: 337-3702 (1121 amino acids)
Biological process (GO): morphogenesis of a branching epithelium
Molecular function (GO): protein binding
Source: RefSeq, a predicted model, not a curated record
GCUUUGGGAUAGGCCAUCAUAACCACCGAACAAGGCGUUUUGCUACUAUGGGGGCGAAAUACCAAUCUGAACCAAGAAUAAGGACGGUUCGGGUUUAGCUCUCGCUUGAGAUAAGUUGGAUMGGAGUGCUGACGAAACUACGAUGUGAUUCGAAGGAAAUAUAAUGCCCACGAAGCUCUCCACUCUCGGGCAUGGCGGCCUGGGCCUGGGACUCUGAGGAUGCUUCAGAGGAUCCAUCCCUGAUYCACAACUGAGGCUUGAAAGGAAUCUGUAGUCUGAGCAGAAUGACUCAGCAAAAGGGGGGACCCCCCAAAUAGCAAGUGAAGAGCCGUAAGGAUGGGGGCCAAUGGAUCCAGCUAUCCACACUCAUGCUCCCCACGUAUCGGGGGAAAUACACAGGCUCAGCAGACUUUUAUAGGAACCUCAUCUUACUCUCAGCAGGGAUAUGGCUGGGAGUCAAARCUGUAUAGCCUGGAGCACGGCCACGAGCGGCCCACAGACAGGAAGAAGAAGAGCCUUGGUCUGGCAACUCUCAAACGGAGGUUUAUCAAAAGGAGGAAGUCGAGCCGCUCAGCAGAUCAUGCGAGGCAGAUGCGGGAGCUUUUGUCAGGGUGGGAUGUCCGUGACACGAACGCCCUGGUGGAGGAGUAUGAGGGAACAGCAGCCCUCAAGGAGCUGAGCUUCCAGGCCAGUCUGGCUCGUGCUGAGGCUCCCAGCUUGCAGCGAGAUCUGGCUGCUCUCUACCAGCACAAGUAUUGCACUGAUGUAGAUCUCAUCUUCCAAGGUACAUGUUUCCCAGCUCACCGGGCCAUCUUGGCUGCACGCUGCCCCUUUUUCAAAUCGUUGCUUUCUUCAUCUCCUGGUUAUGGAGCGGAGGUUCUCAUGGACAUUGACACAGCUGGUAUUGAUGUGCCCAUGUUCUCUGCCCUGCUUCACUACUUGUACACCGGAGAGUUCGGGGUGCGCGGAGCAGAAGAUACCAGGUUGCAAAACGUGGACGUGCUGGUUCAGCUUAGCGAGGAGUUUGGAACGCCGAACUCCCUGGAGGCAGAUAUGAAGGGCUUGUUUGACUACAUGUGCUACUACGACGCUCUGCUCAGCUUUUCUUCAGACUCCGAGAUGAUCGAGAGCUGUAACGAGAGAGGAGCGGUAGCUGCAGCACCAGCAGCAGUCUCAGGAGCCAGCGGGGCACUGGAGACCCCAGAUGAGGACCUCAGGGCUCACAAGGCUAUCCUCUCAGCACGCUCCCCCUUCUUUAGAAACCUUCUGCAGAGACGUAUUCGCACAGGAGAGGAAAUGACAGAGCGCACAUUGCAGACACCCACCCGAAUCGUGUUGGAUGAGUCCAUCAUCCCACGAAAAUAUGUGCAGGUUAUUUUGCACUGCAUGUACACUGACGUUGUUGACCUCAGUCUUGUGCUGCGUGGCAGCCCUUCAGCAGGCAGCCUCGGUGAGGUGCAAGCCCUUGUUUCAGGGGGCCGUGGUGCCAGCACACGCACUGAGGAGGCCAUGGAGUUGUACCACAUUGCUUUGUUUCUGGAGUUUAACAUGCUGGCUCAAGGAUGCGAAGACAUUAUUAUCGAAAGUUUGUCUCUGGACUCUCUGGUUCCUAUUCUGAAGUGGAGCUCCCAGCCGUAUGGCUCCAAGUGGGUCCACAGGCAGGCCAUGCACUUCCUCUGCGAAGAGUUCAGUCAGGUCGUCACCUCUGAUGUUCUCUACGAGCUCGGCAAAGAACAUCUUCUCAGCGCAAUUCAGUCUGACUACCUUCAGGCCAGUGAGCAGGACAUUCUCAAGUAUGUUGUUAAGUGGGGCGAGCAGCAGCUUAUUAAGAGGAUGGCGGACAGGGAGCCCAACCUGUUGAGUGGCACAGCCCACAGUGUCAACAAACGGGGAGUGAAAAGGCGAGACCUGGAUGUGGAGGAGCUGAAGGAGAUCCUGUCUCCCCUACUGCCCUACAUCCGAACUGAGCACAUCUUGCCUCCCAACAGUGAUGUCCUCGCAGAUGCGCUUAAGAGGGGUUUGAUUAGUACUCCCCCGUCAGACAUGCUGCCCACAGCUGAGGGCGGGAAAGCCAAUGCCUGGUUACGGCAGAAGAAUGCAGGGAUCUAUGUGCGUCCUCGACUCUUCUCCCCUUACGUUGAGGAGGCCAAGUCUGUGCUUGAUGAAAUGAUGGUGGAGCAGACGGACCUUGUUCGUUUGCGACUGGUGCGCAUGUCCAACGUCCCAGACACACUCUACAUGGUCAACAAUGCCGUGCCUCAGUGCUGUCACAUGAUCAACCACCAACAAAUGGCAUGCAACUCAAGCACAGCUCCGUCGGUCGUGGCUAAUGAAAUUCCAGUGCCUCAGCUGUCUGUAGUAAAGGAUAUGAUUCGAAGGCUCCAUGAGUUGAGACAUACAGAGCAGGUCCAGCGAGCUUAUGCUCUUAACUGCGGUGAGGGAGCCACAGUCAGCUACGAGCUGCAGCUUCGGGUGCUGAGGGAGUUUGGUCUGGCAGAUGGAGCCACUGAGCUCCUGCAGAAUCCAUCCAAGUUCUUUCCGGAUGAACGGUUUGGAGAUGAGAGUCCAAUUCUGGCCCUGCGCCAGGUGGGUCGUUGUCGAGUAAACAGCAGUCCAGCCAUGGACAGCAUGAUAACAGAGCUGGAAGGGGUAGUAGGUUUCCACCCACCCUUACCUCCUCCACCUCCCCCUUAUCACCCACCUGCCACACCCAGCCAUGCCCAACUCAAGGGCUCCUGGCGGCCUCGCGUGCCCCUGCCUACUCCCACUCGUUCCUUCUCCUACCCCUGCAACCGCACUCUGAUCCAGCGCCACGCAGCCUCCAAGCAUGGCAGUUCAGAGUACUCCUCUGCGCCCAGGCCGCAGCCUCCAGACUGCACCAACCCACAGGCAAUGGGACGGACUUUACUUUCAGACCAGCAAGUGAUGAGCGUGGAGCCUGUUAUAAGGGAGUUCAUGCCUGAUAUUGCGCUUGGCGUCUCAGUCAUGUCCCUGAGGGAACAGCACCUGGCAGAGAUGGACAGGGAAGGUCCUCACAGCCCUAUGGGAUCUUCAGGACACCAUCUGCCCCACGGGCCCUGCCCUUCUGCUCGCCUCAGCCACAGUUACGGUCCCGGACACGGCCAUUCCUGCAAGAGGCAUGCUCCAGAACCCAAACUAGAAGUUCAAGCCGAGUUCCCUGACCUGUAUGAUUUCUCCUGUCGACCCGCAACACCGACUUCCUCUCACCCUCUGGCCGCCUUUCCAGGACCAGAUCUCUACAGCCACAGCUGCAACACAUCCGGCUCAUAUCCCCCUCCUUAUGUUUCUGACUGUCAGUCCCAUAGCCACAUGUCGGCACGGUCUGCUCCUGACCCUCUACGGCUGGAUGUUCUCAGUAUAAAAUCUCAGAGGCAUGAGGGAGUCCUUGCCAGUCCGUCUGGGCCUCAGCCCAGGACGGGACAGUUCCCUAAGGGGCGACCAAAUGAAACGGACCUGACUCAUGGAUUAGGCCAUUUACGGUCCCCCAGUGGAAAUCUGGACGGCUAUGAAGAAAGGCACAUGGGACUGAGAGACGCUCCAGAAGAAAUGGUUCUAGGUGGAGAAUCAUCAGGUCCAGGGCCUCUGCAACAGUCCCACAGAAACAGUAUCAGCGAGGAUCUUGUCAGAGACCGCAGGUCGCCCAGCAAACCUGACUACCCUUAUAAAAAAUCGGCACUUUAAUCCCAGUUCAGGACCAGAGGUUUGAGUYGAGAAAGGCAAAAAAAAAAAGUGAUAUGUGGCUGUUCAUCAAAACGGAUGGCAAAGCACUAAACGUGUGCCUAACUGUGUUUGAGAGGAGCAGGGGGAAAAGGGGUUGUAGAUAUUGCUAUUUAUAGAAUCUGUCCUUUUGUCCUACCUCUAUCACACUGUGCUAUCCAUCACACAGUCAGGAUGGAAAAAAGUAAGUUGGUUAGCUGUUAAAGUGCCCAGGCCUGCUGGUUUAGAGGAUUAUUGGAAGUUUUGUGGGAUGGAAUAAUCUCUUGAUUUUGAUUCAUGAGGAGGAGGUUGGCUCUCGUAUGUAAAGUCUGCAUGAAGUGGUCUCACCAUUUUCAGAGCUCAGUUGUGAACUCCUGCCUAAACAAAGACUGAAUGGGUCGGCCCUGUUGUCUCUCGCUGACAACUGGAAAACCAGCGAAUAAGAAUCUGUUCAUGCAGCAUCACGUGUAAAUAUGUCCGACCAUUUUCUUUUGCUCCUGUUGGGUCUACAUUUCUUCUCGUAGCAUGUCUAUGACAACCCACCUGAGUAUCUUCUCCCUCCUGGCCUCAUGUCUUCACAGUUCAUUUGUAAUGAACAGAGACUUUGACACGCAAAGCAGGAAUUGCAUUUGACAGAAUCUAGGUCAUCAGAGCUCAUCAUUUUCCCAGUAACUGAGUCUGACAAUUGUAUCAGGCGUUAACUAUCAUAUCCUUUGUGUCUGGCUUAAAGGCCUGGUGUUUUUCAACUGGGUGGGGUCACCAGGAGGGUAGUAAUCACAGGUGGAUUCAUUACCGAACUGCAGUGGAAAAUACAAGGGUGUCACGAUGACCGACGUACAGUGAUCUAACGGCUUGCUGGGACUAGCAGCUGAAGCAGGUGUGUGUAUGUGUGUGUGUGCGCGCGCUCAAGGAUAGCUUUAAUGCACACAGGUGUUUAGACAAUCUCAGUACUGUACGCUCCCAUUUUAGUCAGGUCUUUGUACAUAUCAGUCUGAAGAUAUUAACCAGUCUGGCACAGAGUGCAGUGGCUGUGUGAAAGUUCCCAGUUACGUUUGCAUCACGUAAUCCAAUCUAAAGCCUUAACAAGUGCUUAGAUUAUUCAGUUUUUAGCUACCUUUUAUUCAAAUAAAUGUUUCAUAUCUUUUAACUCCUAUUUCAAUACAGACAAAGACUAUAUUUCUUUUCUGGAGUAUUAGUUGAUUUCACUUAAUGGUAAUAUUAAAUGCAUAUACCAAGCCUCCAUGUUCCCACCUCAUGAGAGAUAGAUAUGCAUACACAGUGCUGAUACUGUUAAAUAUAAUGCUAGAGACCUGCUGUAGCUCCCAAAAAAAAAACCUGCAAGUCCACACAUAUAAGCCUGUUACAGCUGAUAGCUGGUAUAAAACCUCACAAGUAUCUAUUGCACUGUUGGAGCCAUCUGGGUGUUAGCAGAAGGGAAGAACAAAUGAAUUUCGAACAAAAGAUGACCUACGCCGAGGAAAAGUCGGCGAUCGCUUGCACAUGUCUCUUGACGGAAAUUGUAAAUAAUGAAUUUAGUUCCACGCACUCUGAUGAAUUUUUAAUGGUUUCUAUCACAUUUUAGUAGUCGUUGAAGGUCUGUUUUUAACUGUAGUGGACAGCACUGUGUACUUGUCUUUGUCAUGAAAUCUCACUAAGAAUGUGUGGUACAAAACAUAAAGAUUGUGUUUCAGAAUCUUUUCUUAAAUGUUAUGCAUUGAGAGCUUUUUUUAUGUGGUAGGUGAUGUGAACUAUCAUGUUUGUAGAGCUGUUUCCCCCUCAUUUUUAAGUGUAACAUGUGGACGAUCUCAAGAUAUUAAUCUGCUUUGCGAUGAUGAGUUUGCCAAGCAGAAGAAGAAAAAAAAUCGUUUUUCCAUCUUAGUUGCUUCAUGGGGAAAAAAUGCAAAACUCCAGAUUCCUCCCCAUGUUCAUGUUGGGUAGCUUUUGUUUUUAUUAUUUUCCAGGACAAUGUUCCAUUGAGUCAAGGUCCUUGUUUUGCUCUUUGCUGUAGAGGAGUCAGUGCCUUCCCCUGCCUGCGGCUGGGCUUUUAUUGGAUCAGUGACUUUGAUGUCUAUGCAAGCUCUUUUCUACCAGCUUACCAGCAUGCAUCAAGUAGUUCUUUGAAAUCCCAUGUAGCUCGUUUCCUGUACAUAGUGUUACUUAGCAACUUUUUGGAAAAAAUGAACCACCUGAAAUGUGUGAUUGCUUGUGUUUUAAUUUUCUCAAGUACGUUGUACUUGUCUGAUAUAGAAAUGUGUUUGUAGAUCAAUAUUAAGUUGCAUUUAGUUUCACUGAAUCUAUUUUUCUACUGUCGCCUCGAAAGGUGCAUAACAGUGGUCAACUUUGACAUCCUCAAAAUAAACUGUUUAAUUUUAA